CCUCUGCGACCGGUACCCAUAGCAACAGCAACGGCGGGGCAACUAGAAAGACCUCCCCGUCUCUCCCCUCCCGGGCCAUAGGCAAUUUCUACCUAACAUCAGGGGGAUGGAGCCCAGUCCUUCAGGGCCUCAGGAGAAAAAGGGCACUCGACAUUCAUACAAUUCCACUACACCAGCGGUUAUCACCAGGUCUGAGGAGUAUUUGGCUCGUGUCAGCACAGAACUUGCCAACGAGGCCCUGAUAGGAGCCCAAUAUACAUUGAGCCCUGAUCUGCCCAAGGAACUGAAAAAACUGGACCAGGGAACACAGAUGUCCCGACAUGGUGAUGCCUGCGCUAAUAACAGUGCCCUGCUCUCUAGGCCUAUGUUUUCCGUGCUGCCAACCACUCGGACCAAGGGCACAGAUACUCGUUCUGACAGAAACAGGACCAGAAACAAAACUCAUCUCCUGCCAUCCAGAGAGAUGGUUGAAGAUUUUAAAGAUGACAAGGUAAAAUUGCUGAAGUCAAAAGAGAAAGACCUAUCCCAACACAAGCAGGUAGAGACUGUGCGGCAGGAGGAAACUCUAGGUGGGACCAAGUUUUUGACUACCCGCCGGCCUGCUCGUCGUCACCCUACAGAUCCAGAAGGCCUCUCUUCCCUUACCUCCAGAAAAGUGCAAGGAAAUAUCAAGAAUGUGGCUCAAGGUCCCAUUCUUAACAGUUUAUCUGACAAAUCCCAGGGUGGACUUCUGGCUAUGAGCGUCACCAUCCCUGAGGCCCAAAGAAGAUCUCAAACAAAAGUAACAUUCUUCUUCACCCCCUUCAGCCCAGCCAUACCAGCAGGAAACAGACACUAA
Vombatus ursinus (common wombat) is the source of this 838-nucleotide messenger RNA. RefSeq lists its product as uncharacterized. The coding region runs from base 107 to 838 and encodes 243 amino acids. The record is from RefSeq and is a predicted model, not a curated record. The transcript is spliced from 8 exons. Lineage: Eukaryota; Metazoa; Chordata; Mammalia; Diprotodontia; Vombatidae.